Molecule: messenger RNA, 756 nt
Organism: Thelazia callipaeda (thelaziosis nematode)
Lineage: Eukaryota; Metazoa; Nematoda; Chromadorea; Rhabditida; Thelaziidae
Source: the annotation of a GenBank genome assembly
AUGGUUUGGCCGUUCAAUUCAUCUAAAUCCACACUACCUUCAUCUCCGAGCGUAUCUUUAUCCGAAUCUAAUUUGGUCUCACCUCCUGAUACUGAAGUGUUGGAUUCGUCAACUUCUGGCUUUGGCACCUUAUUAGGUUCUGAUGGGGAAAAUGUGAACAUGUCCAGUUUAGACAAGUCUCCAAUAUUUGCUUUAGAUCAGUUGAAGCAUGCAGGUGUACCAUUUGAAAAACAGUUAUCCCCAUAUUUGCAAAUGGAUCCAAGCGUGUUUCGGGAAUCGACACCUCAGUACAUCGUUCCUGGCGAAACAAAAGGAGAAUUGGAAUUUGCGAUGGGUCGAAUUGGAUGGGCAGUUUUGGCUGGUUAUGGCCUGGGAUGCUUGCGUGGUCUUUUACCUGAAUUACGAAAUCCUGUCACACGGCAGUUGCCUUUUAAACCUUUUAUGACUCGUUUGAUGAAUUCUUCGGUCAAGCAUGGUAGUGGUUUUGCUCAUCCUGCUGGUUCUAUUGUUUUUAUGUUCUCAGUGGCGAAUAUGAUUUUUGGAAAAUUACGUGCUAGAGAUGACCUCAAUGCGAUUGCUGCCGGUGCUGUUACUGGUGGAUUAUUUCGAUGUGCACAUGGAUCACGUGCUUCUUUGGCAGGCUCAGGAAUUGGUGCAGCUGUAGCCUUACUCUGGUUGCUUAGCGAUCGAGAUAGUCGGGAUAGAUUAUGGGAAAUGCGAAGGCAUCUCAUGAACAAACAGGAAUACAGCUAUUGA